This is a messenger RNA of Aureobasidium melanogenum CBS 110374, 597 nucleotides long. RefSeq lists its product as uncharacterized. Bases 1 to 597 code for a protein of 198 amino acids. The transcript has a single exon. NCBI's taxonomy places the organism in Eukaryota, Fungi, Ascomycota, Dothideomycetes, Dothideales, Saccotheciaceae. The record is from RefSeq and is a predicted model, not a curated record.
AUGGCAGAUGCUUGCCGGUUGUUUCCGUGGAAAGACGAUCAAAAGGCUCUUGCUAACGAACUAUGGAACUUGAUGGAGAUGCCGCAUAUCAAUGACGAUGUGAAAACUGACGCUCUGCUAAAGCUUGUCAAGUCUUUCAUCUUUGUCACCGUUCGAGGAGACGUUUUCAGCAGCGGGCUGUUGCAUUUUCUGGCUGUACUGAGUAUUGAUGAGGAGAUGGGUCGACUCCGUGAGGCAAACGAUUUCUCAUACAUGCUAGCCGGUGUGGUCUACGACACACGCAUUUUUGCAGUCGAGGCGAUCUUGCCGUCAACAGAACGGGACCGUCAAGAUGAAGAAGACGACAGAAAUUUUCUCAGCAUACGAGAGCGCUAUCUAACCGAUGGUGGAUACAGUCCGAUGAGCAAGAUGAUAAGUCUUUUGGCUUACGGCAAACUCAUCGCUCGGGAUCACGGCAAUCAAGGCUCAGUCUUAUGGGAUGAUGACAAGAAAGUCGUGUCGCUACACGGCCGCAAGAUACCCGUCACCUGGUUUAAGUCAUUGGUAACCGGUGGUAUAACAGAUGCUGAGAAGAUCUUGUGGAAAAAGGUCAUGUAG